Molecule: messenger RNA, 1922 nt
Organism: Scatophagus argus
Lineage: Eukaryota; Metazoa; Chordata; Actinopteri; Scatophagidae
Product: LIM/homeobox protein LMX-1.2-like
Exons: 8
Coding region: 482-1594 (370 amino acids)
Biological process (GO): neuron differentiation; regulation of transcription by RNA polymerase II
Cellular component (GO): nucleus
Molecular function (GO): DNA-binding transcription factor activity, RNA polymerase II-specific; RNA polymerase II transcription regulatory region sequence-specific DNA binding
Source: RefSeq, a predicted model, not a curated record
GUUGAAUCCAGCGCAGUCUCGUCCCACGACGCUGGAGCGUAUGGACGAUACUGUAUUUUCUUUGAUUUCAAACAGCGCGGCGCUCGGCGGGCUUGGUGGUCUGACUGCAAGCUAUUCCUGGAGGCGGAUCCAUUGAGACCACGGGCACCAAUACAACUGCAGAGCGCUGGAGGAAAGUCUCGGAGGAGGACAGAGGAGGGGUGGGAGGGUUUCUGUCUCCGCUGUGAACCUCCGUGAGAGAGGCUCAGGAUGGCAUAUCGAAUCCGGGAUCGUUUUCAGUUCACAUCGCUGGAUUUCCAUCAGCAGACGGCUUUCUCCUCUGCCGAUCUUUCUUAAAGGCUGAAAACUCGUGAAGGUUUUAAUUUGACGUCAUUGUGCUCGUUUCGUCGCCACGCGCUCUAAGGGAUUCAGAGGCGAAUCACUGGCCUGGAUCUCGAGGCGCGUGUCGGCCAGCAAGCGUCCCUCUGCUACGUCUUUGAAAAUGCUAAACGACAUUAAAAUAGAAGAUCGCCUGUUGACCGACGCGAGCUCCCUGGAUGUUUUAAUCGGCGCCGACUCCCCUCAGCAGGCCGUGUGCGAAGGCUGCACGCGGAUCAUUUCAGACCGCUUCCUGAUGCGGGUCAACAACGCAUCCUGGCACGAGGAGUGCCUGCAGUGCGCCGCGUGCCAGCAGCCGCUCACUGCCACCUGCUACUGCAGAGACACCAAACUGUACUGCAAGGCUGACUACCAGCGGCUGUUUGCCACAAAGUGUAGCGGCUGUCUGGAGAAGAUUGCACCUACAGAGUUUGUAAUGCGAGCUCUGGAGAGUGUUUACCACCUCAGCUGCUUCUGCUGCUGUGUCUGUGAGCGGCAGUUGUGCAAGGGAGAUGAAUUUGUUCUGAAAGAAGGUCAGCUACUCUGCAAGAAUGACUUUGAGAGAGAGAAUGACCUGCUCAGCACAGUCAGUCUAGACAACUCGGACUCAGAUAAGAGUGAGGAUGAGGAUUUGGAUGUGAAGUCAGCAAAGAUCCCUGCAGGCAACAAUGACAGUAAGGACGUUCGGCGGCCCAAACGGCCACGUACCAUCCUCACCACCCAGCAGAGAAGAGCCUUCAAGGCCUCGUUUGAGGUCUCCUCCAAACCCUGCAGAAAGGUAAGAGAGACCCUGGCUGCAGAUACAGGACUCAGUGUACGUGUGGUCCAGGUCUGGUUCCAGAACCAGAGAGCAAAGAUGAAGAAGUUAGCCCGCAGACAACAACAACAGCAGGAGCAACACAACAGCCAAAGGCUAGGCCAAGAGGUAAUAUCAGGCUGUAUGGAGGGCCUCCUCAGCUCCUACUCAGGGCCUCCCAACCAGCAGCAGCAGUUGGUGACCAUGGAGCACAACAGCUAUAAUAAUGACCCCUUCCAGCAGGGCCUCACCCCACCACAGAUGCCUGGUGACCACAUGAACCCCUAUGGUACAGACUCCAUCUUCCAUGAUAUUGACAGUGACACAUCUCUGACAAGUUUAAGUGACUGCUUCAUGGCCACUCCAGAUGUAGGGUCCUUACAGGCCAGGAACCCUAUUGACCGCCUGUAUUCCAUGCAGAGUUCCUACUUUGCCUCCUGAGACCUUACAUCACUUCUGGUACAAUCUCACCUUCCACAUUGCCUCCCAGGCCAUGAACAGUGAGCACAACAAUGGAGACAAAAAACACAAAGGCCAAAGGAUUUUCUUGCAAGACAAAAUCCACUAAAUAUACCUGACUGACCUGCACCAACUGAGGGGAAAAGGAAAACUAAACAAAAAUUUCACAUGCCUCCACAUGAGUUUCCUGCCUACUGUCUGGGCUUAUUUAGUUGGAGGGAUAGCUGUUAGCAUUUGUACAGAUAUCAUCAUGAAAGUGUCUUUAGGGGUAAGAACAGUUGGAUGUUCAGGUCAGAGUUCAGGUCAGAGU